Molecule: messenger RNA, 2966 nt
Organism: Drosophila albomicans
Lineage: Eukaryota; Metazoa; Arthropoda; Insecta; Diptera; Drosophilidae
Product: probable serine/threonine-protein kinase fhkB
Exons: 1
Coding region: 2-481 (159 amino acids)
Source: RefSeq, a predicted model, not a curated record
AAUGGAGAUGGAUGUGGAGCAUGAGGAGGAGGAGCAACAACAACAACAGCAACAACAGCAACAGCAGCAGGCAACAACAGCAGCGGUUGUUCAUCACAACGAUACACAAUUAACACAACAGCAACAACAGCACGAAGACAUGGAACUAGAUAUGAUGGAGGUGGAGGUGGAGGAGGAACAACAAGAGUUGCCGGUGUCUGGUGCUGUUGGUGCAAGUAGUCAGCAGCAGCAGCAAGUUGUUAAUGAUGACGACGAGAACAACGACAACGGUGAUGAUGAUGACGAUGACGAGGAUGAAGAUGAAGAUUAUGACUUCGAUGGCCCCAUUGUGGAGGACAGCGAUGCCACCAGUUGCAGUAGCUGUCGUCGCGCCGAUCUCGAGGAAGCUGAGUAUCAACAACAGCAGCACAUACUGGCAAUGGCAGCCGAGUCGUCAUCAGCAGCAGCAACGCCACCGUCACCGCCACCAGAUGUCGCUUAAAGCAACCGGAGAAUGGGGUGGUCAAGUGACGUUGCACGUUGCACGUUGCAAGUUAAUUGUCGUAUCGUGUAAAUAACAACAGCUUUUCUUUUAAGGCCGCCCAAAGUCGUAGGAGCUAAAUAACCUAAUGCAAUAGAGAGACACAUAGAAAUACACACAUAUAAACACACACGUACACAUACACGUUUAUACAACUGCUAGGCAUUACCAUUGUAUGAAUCGACUUAAGCAACAGUUGGACCAACGCUGUUUAGUUACUAUUAUAUUUCAUCAGUUUUCCUUAAGCCAAUUCCAAAUUCCUUUCCCCACCCCAUCCCCUCCACGUCCCAUUUAUACGCUUUAGGUUAUAUUUUUCUAUUGCAUUUUUUAUUAUUAUUUUUUUUUUUUUUUGUUUGUUUCUUCCCUCCCUAAGUUUUUGACAUACCAAUUGCAGAAAUGUAAAUUGUAGUUGUUUUAGCACGUGAAGAACAUUAAAAAACAAAAAAAAGAAAAAACAAAACCAACAAAAUGUAACAUACAUAAAAAUGGAAACAAAAAAAAAAAAAAAGAAAAAGAAAAACACAUACAAUUAUGCAUUUUGAUUUGAUUGUUUUAUUUGUUCGAUUAUUUUCACAUUCUCAUGUUCAUUUCAUAUUAAAUUGCGUCGUUUUUCUAAUUCGCCCAAUGGUUUUGCACACGUUGGUUUGAGUCUUGGCUUAGCAAGCGCAACAACCAUAUUAACGAGCAGCUACACAAUAUACAUACAUAUGAACACUAGCAAACAUAGCACAGGCAACAACCACCACUGCAACCGAACGAAUAAAAGCAAAACCAAAAACAUAAACAAUUUAAAUGAGACAAGACAAAGAACAUAAAUAUUUGACAGCAACAGCAACAACAACAACAACAAAUGGAAUACAAAACGAACUGUUUUCUUUUCUCUUGGUUUGGAUUCAAACUAAUUUGUCGAACGAGGAAAUAAAAGCAAGCAAAUGCUAAGCAAGUUGUUUUUGUGCUAAUAAAUUGGCAACCAAUAUUUUUGUUUGUACAAUAUACGAUAAAAAAGUGUAUAUUUGAAUUACUCUGGAGAAACGAUCCUCAUGAACCAAAUAUUGUUGUUGGAUUCGAGGAACUUUCCAAGAACUCAUUUUUUUUUUGCAGCUACCAAAACUGUACGACGUCGACGGUUUAGGCAGCACUGAUGAUCGGACAGAUCGAAGUUGUUUUUGCGUGUGUUUUUGUAUUGGUUAAUUUUGUGAAUCUCAAUGGGCUAAAUUGAGCAAAUAUUAUAUAAGAAAUAAAUAAAAGAUUUCCAUCCACAAUAGACAUUUGCAAAUCAGAAAGUAAACAAAUAAAUGCAAAAUGAAAAUAAAUAUCAAUUAAAGAAAAAACGAAACAAAAAAAAAAAAACAACAUUAUAAUUGUCAUCUUGUCGUUAUAUAAAUGUGUGCUCUAUGUAUGUUCUUAAAUACUUGAUUUAUUCAUCAGCAAAAUAUGCAAACUAAGUGGUGAACCCAAAAAGUAAAAACAAACGAAAAAAGAAAAACAAAAUGGAAGCAAAACAAACAAAUACAAUGAGAAUAUAUUAAAAGCAAAUUAAAUUGGUGUAAAUUAUGCAAAAGAAAGAACAUGAAAUAAGUAAAAGUAAAAACAAAAACUACUAAACAGCUUAAGCAUAACAAAAACAGAUACAACUACAAUACAUACGUAAUUUCCUAAUCAUACAACCACAGCAACAGCAAGAGCAAGAACAACAGCAACAAUAAUAAGAAUGUGCCGGCAUUUUACAACACAGACAAAUGGAAAUCACACACACACGCAACACAAACAAACAAACAAACAUGAUAUUGUAUUUGCCGUGACUUUUUCGUACACCGCACCUCUGCUAUAAUAUAUUUACGUUUUAGAUUUUUGCUGCACGUUUUCACACAACUAUUUAUGCUAACGGCUACACACAUCCACACACACACACACACACUCGGGAAAUAUUACCAAACUAGAAACAACAAAAACAAAACAAAAAUAACAAGAACGAAAUGUAUGUUUUCUUUAAAUGACUAUACAUAUACAUACAUAUUAAAUCCCCCUCCCCCCUCCAACAGACAUACGAGGACUUCUAAUAAGUGUUUAUAUAUACAUACAAUACAUAUUAAAAGAUAAAAGAGCAUAAUUUUUUUGUCAUAAAGCAAAAUAUUUGUGUGCUAAAAAAAAUACAAAAACAAAAGAAGAAGAAGCAUAAGAAACCAAUUUUUGAUGUAAAACUUCAACGGAAAACAGGACAAAGCCCGAAAGGGAGUGAAGUGAAAUGAAUUGUAUUGUAAUGCUAAGGAGUGAGAGGGAGACAGACAGUUGGUCAGCGGGUGAGAUUCAUUUUAGUUAGGUUCUGUAUUCGUUGAUUUUUUGUGCGUUAGGCAACACUGUAUUCUUUGUUUCCUUCCUCAAAACUCAAAGCUUGUAGCUGCCAUUUCUUUUUGAGUAAACACAACAAAAAAAAAACAAAGAAAAA